This is a messenger RNA of Emiliania huxleyi CCMP1516, 1174 nucleotides long. RefSeq lists its product as hypothetical. NCBI's taxonomy places the organism in Eukaryota, Haptophyta, Isochrysidales, Noelaerhabdaceae. Gene Ontology annotation, molecular function: RNA polymerase II cis-regulatory region sequence-specific DNA binding; DNA-binding transcription factor activity, RNA polymerase II-specific. Gene Ontology annotation, cellular component: nucleus. Gene Ontology annotation, biological process: positive regulation of transcription by RNA polymerase II; mitotic cell cycle. The record is from RefSeq and is a predicted model, not a curated record. Bases 31 to 1047 code for a protein of 338 amino acids. The transcript has a single exon.
AUAUAUCCUUGCCUCGACUAGCACUCGAAGAUGCAGAUCCACCCUUCCACCUCAAGCCUCCGGCCGCGCUCCAACUCAAUGGAGAUCUUCGCCGAGGCCGUGCGCCUGCCGCGCUCGGGCAAGCAGUUCGCGUCUGCCGGCGACGUGCAGGACCUCCUCUCGUUCCUUGUCGAUGACGACGCUGGCGAGGAGCUCCUCCGCCCGGCUCUGAUGGAGACGAGGCCCUCCUCAUCGGGCUCGGACUCGGGGGUCGAGCCAGCCACCAAGCCCACAGGGAAAAAAGCGCCGAGCAAAAGAGAAAAGAAGGAGAUUGACUCGUGGACGUCGGACGAGGACGCGCUCAUCCUGCGGCUCGUGGAGCAGCACGGCAAGCGGUGGUCCAAGAUCGCGGCGACGCUGCCCGGCCGGACCGACAAUGGCGUGCGCAACCGCUGGAAUCGCAUCUCGCGCGCCGCCGUCCAGCGCGACGCCGGCGGCGAGCAGAGCGGCUACCGCUGCCGCCGGUGCGGCCAACCAAAGCGCGGGCACACCUGCUCCGCGCUGGGCGCCAAGCCUCUCAAGGCGGCCGCGCAUGCGGUGAUGGCGCUGGAGAGGCUCGAGAAGGGCGCCGAGGCCAUCCCGCCCCAGCCGCAGCUCGACCGCCGCACGGGCAUCUCCGGCAUGCUUGGCACAGCCUCCUUGUCGCCUCCUCCCAUGCCGCCUCCUCCCUUUGGGCCAGCCGCCGAGGAAGUCUCGCUGGCCGACGCCGCGCCGUUUCCCGCCGCGGGGUCCGCGACGCCGCCGCCGCCGCCGCCGGUCGUGCCGCCGGCGCACGGGCCGGGCGACGCCUUCCUGAGCGAGCUGCACUUCUCGCUGCAGCCGGCUGCCAACGCCGCCGCUUCAAGGGCAGCUCCCUUCCCGGCGCCGGCGGUCGACCUCUUCCAGCAGGCGCCGCUCGGCGGCUUCGGUGGCGUACCGGUCGGCCUACUGCUCUCACAGCUCCCGCCGCGCCCGCCGGCCUCUGCCGCUCCCCUCUGGCGGCCAGCCACGCCCGAGGUGCUCGCCUGACGGAGCGGCACCGGUCGGAGGGCGGAGAUCUCUCCGUGUCCAUUGCGGCCCACGCUCGUAAAGUUCCCAUGUUUAUUAUAUACGUAUUUCGGCUCUUCGUUUUUUAGCGCUUGUUACAUGUCAGCCC